UUCUUGACACUCCUCUCUAUAGCCAUACCCCAGUCGGAUCAUGCACAACAGUUACUAGCUAGCUACGGGAUAUAUUAGGAGCAAAAUCGCAUAACAACCUGUAGACAUUUCCAUUGUUUUACAUGAUUGUGUAACCGGUUAAGUUUAGUAUGAAGGCCAAAUAUAUAUAAAUAGCGAAUUUCAUGCAAGAUAAAAAUAGGACAUUGUUUUGAUUGUUAUCCUGCCACGAUAGGGGUUAGGGUUCUUGGAGCCAGCUAACGCGUUAGCUAAUUUUGCUGCUAUUGUAGUGAUAGCUAAACAACUAAUCAAGAGCUGGAAAAUCCAACAUGUUUUGAUAAUCCGCUCUUUGCUUUUGAUAAAUAAAAUAUUCCUGAAGAAAAAAAGUCUAACUGUCAACGUAACGAGCAGGUGGAUGUUGGAUAGCUACCACUGCCUACUCAGCUUUUCAUUGCUAGUAUCCAGACCACUCCAGACUGGAAAGCUAGCGCACGAGCACGCUUCCUUCCGGUUAGUGUUCUAUCUCCAUUCUCUAGCUAGCUUGUGCAAAUGGAGUCAGCGAUGGACCCAACGCCGACUGUCACGGACAACUUGUAUAAAAUGACUGAAGAUGACGUCAAAAGGCUAAUAGAGCUGCGAUCCUCCAAUGAGGUUCUUUUCACAGGAAAAAGAAAUGCUGCCAAGGUUGCCUGGAAUGCAAUUCUAAAGGGAUUGGGUCUUGAAGGAAAGCUGACAGCUGAUCAGAUUGCCAAAAAGUGGGAAAACCUGAAGACUAGAUACAAGGAUCUAAAAUACCCAUUUCAUGGCAAGGACACAGUUGCUACCAGCAUAGCCUCCUGGCCCUGGUUCCAGCUUAUGGAUGAGGCAAUGGAAGGACGCCUCUACAGCAGUGCCCACGUUUUGUCAGUGGAAUCUUUGAGCGGUGAGGAUCCUGGAGCACCCUCGCCACUAACCAUUGAGAGAGGACAGGGAACCGAGGGCGCUGACAUUUUGGAAUUCUUGAUCAAAACGGAGAUGGAGGACGGUGCUGGCACCGAGAACUUAGAGGAAAAUGCAACAGUCAACACUGAUGCAACUCAGACCGAGGGCCCCACCAUGGGCUGGCGAAGAAUGUCCGAAUGCUCGUACAAAAUGACAGACCAGGAGACUGAGAAAAUGAUAAAGCUUCGUGCAGUGAAUGAGGCGAUCUUCACUGGCAGGAAACAUACUGCCAAGCCUGCUUGGAGAGCUAUUUUGAAUGAGUUAGGUCUUCAGGGAAAGGUGACUACUGACCAGCUAGCCAAAAAGUGGGAUAACCUCAAGAGACGAUAUAAGGAGUUGAAAUGUCCAGCUCGCAGCAUGGAGAACAGCCCAAAUUCCUGGCCCUGGUACUACCGCAUGAACGAUGCCCUGGAGGGGCGAUUCGCUGGCUGUGCCCCCACCCUGACGCCAGUAGUAGAAGAGGGUGAUGAAGAGUUUGAACCAUCACCACCACCAAGGAAGAGGGCUCGUCGCACACCAGGGAGGGGGGGCAUGUCAGAGUUCCUGACCGAGUCUGAAAUGGAUGAGCUGGUGGAAACAGAGGAUCGGAAUGGAGCUAACAUUUUCCCAGGGGCCACAACAGGGGAGUAUCACAAGACCACAGAAUUAUCAUAUAAGUUGACAGAGGAGGACACCCAGAGAUUGAUAGAGCUACGGGCUUCCAAUGAGGCUCUUUUCACAGGGAAGAGAAACACUGCCAAGCCUGCAUGGAGGGCGAUAGUAAAAGAAAUGGGCCUUACAGGGAAGUUGUCUGCUGACCAGGUGGCCAAAAAGUGGGACAACCUGAAGACAAAGUUCAAGGACUUGAAGUUUCCGCCACGUGGGAUGGAGAAACAGAGCAACCCUGCCUCCUGGCCUUGGUUCCAACUGAUGAAUGAUGCCUUUGAGGGUCGACUUGCCGGGAGAGCCCCCAAAAUAACCCCUGUAUGGAUGAACGAGGAAGACUAUUUGUUCGUAUCCUCGCCGAUGCCUACAGAGAGAGACCCAUGCCCCAUGCCGGAAAGGAGUGGGAUUUCUGAGCUGGGAGAGGGAAUGGGAGCAGUGGAAACGGAGGUGGCUGGAGCAGUUACGUUCAUUGAUGCCAGUGGAGAGGAGUGCCCUACACCUUUGGAAUUCUCCUAUAAAAUGACAGAGCAGGACACACGGAGGCUAAUUAAGUUACGCGCUGCCAAUGAGGUCCUCUUCACUGGGAGACGAAAUGCUGCCAAAGCUGCAUGGAAGGCCAUUUUAAAAGAGUUGGGUCUUCUGGGUAAGGUGUCCACUUACCAGGUGGCCAAGAAGUGGGACAACUUAAAAAGGAGAUAUAAGGACCUAAAGUACCCCCCAGUGGGCAUGGAGAGCAUGGCAGACAAUGCUGCUUCCUGGCCAUGGUUCUACCUCAUGAAUGAGGCGAUGGAGGGCCGCCUGGCCUCCAGCGGACCUGUCCUGACCCCUAUAACUGAGGGUGACGACCCUGAGCCUUCCCCUUCGCAGCCACCUCAAAACAGAGGGCGCCCGUCACUGCACGGCGGCCACGCCGCGCUGGAGUUUGAACCGGAUAUGUACACGGACGCCGCCACGGAGGAGUGUCACCGGGCAACGGCGGAGUGCGAGAGGGCCCUGAGAGAGGAGAGGUUGGCCGGCGGGCCGGCAGGGUCCGCUGCAGCUCCCAAGGGGGUGUCACUGGAGAGAGAGUGGGAGAUGGUGGAGAGGGAGAGGGCGGCGGUGGAGGGGGACAGAGCAGCCGUGGAUCGAGAGCGUCAGUGGCUGGAAAACGAGCGAGCCAUCUUGACGAGGGAGAGGAUGCUGUUGGAGCAGGACCGGGCGGCGCUGGGGAGGGAGCGAGCGGCCUUUGAGAGCCAGAGGUCCGCAGUAGGGAUGAACAAUGCCGCGGUGGUGCAUGCUGGACAUAUUAACCACUGUGGCAUGGGGAUGUAGACUGUUCAAACCCCUGGGGGAAGACAGGGAUCGAUUAAAAGCCUUUAAGCUACUUGGAGAACUGACUUCAGCAUGUUUUUCACCUUACUGGAUCGAGAUGUAUUUUUACACCAGGACCCGGGACCUGAAAAUGUUUCAUUUGUGAUUGAUACAUUCAGUAGAUCUACAUUUCAUCUACAUUUUUCAACUGAACCUGUGACAGAUUUUCGUCUAUGACAUUGUGCACUUAUUUUGAAUGACAUUUUGGAAUUGCUUUGUGUUGAACUGUUGACAGAAUAGUUUUUGUGUUUCGGUUACUCUUAAUCACCUCAUUUUCUUAAUGACCUCGUACAGUCUUCAAACUUUAAAUUUUUAUUGUAAUAUUAGACAAAUUAGCACCAUAAAAAGAUGCUUCACUUUGUCUUGGCGGCUAUAUUCACACAGCUCAGUUCUGGGUUUUCUUUCCACUAAUUGGUCUAUUGACUAAUCAGAUCAGCGCUGAAAUAAAUUCUAAAAUGAUGGAAAAAAUAUAAGAAUAAUGCUGCCUGUGUUAGUGCACUCUGGAAGUGUAUUUUUGUUUGAGAGAACAAAUGACAGUAUGACCAAAGCUCUGAUGCCUGCUAUUCAGAAAUGUGACAGAAUAUAUUUUUGGAGAAAAUGGUAUACCUCUCAAGUUGUGUGAAGCCUACAAUAAAAAGGACAAUACUCUUCUCAU
Esox lucius (northern pike) is the source of this 3628-nucleotide messenger RNA. RefSeq lists its product as uncharacterized. Lineage: Eukaryota; Metazoa; Chordata; Actinopteri; Esociformes; Esocidae. The coding region runs from base 547 to 2934 and encodes 795 amino acids. The transcript is spliced from 13 exons. The record is from RefSeq and is a predicted model, not a curated record.